This is a messenger RNA of Coregonus clupeaformis (lake whitefish), 1640 nucleotides long. Its product is annotated as PRA1 family protein 3. NCBI's taxonomy places the organism in Eukaryota, Metazoa, Chordata, Actinopteri, Salmoniformes, Salmonidae. The record is from RefSeq and is a predicted model, not a curated record. The transcript is spliced from 3 exons. The coding region runs from base 150 to 725 and encodes 191 amino acids. Gene Ontology annotation, cellular component: membrane. Gene Ontology annotation, biological process: negative regulation of transport.
UGGUUGGUUUAAAAGCUAUCGCGAGAAAUUGAAGGGGUAUUGUUUUAAUGACAGUUAAGCGUUAUCUUCCGUUUGCUGUAGCAAUAAAUACUUUCUGCAGCCUACAACAACCACAUUAAUUAUAUUUUAUAGUCUUCAUACAGUACCAAAUGGCUAAGGUAGAACUCACACCGCUGCGACCCUGGGACGAUUUCUUCCCAGGUUCUGACCGAUUUGCUAAACCAGACGUGAGAGAUUUACCUAAAUGGAACAACAGGGUUGUCAACAACUUGCUUUACUAUCAGACAAACUAUUUGGCAAUGGCUAUCAUGGUUUUCCUUAUUGUGGGGUUCCUGAACCCUAUGGAGAUGUUCAUGGGCAUGGCGGUGGUGUCGCUGGUCUUCCUGGGCUCAGUGUGGGCUGGAGAGAAUAAGGCCAUGGUCAAGGACUUUAAGAGGCAGAACCCCACAUUAUUUGUCAUGGCAGUAAUGGUCGCCAGCUACUUCCUCAUGUCUCUCUUCGAUGGUGUCAUGGUCUUCAUAUUUGGGAUCACAUUUCCUCUUCUCUUGAUCUUUGCACACGCCUCAUUUCGCCUUCGCAACAUGAAGAAUAAACUGGAGAAUAAGAUGGAGGGGGCGGGGCUAAAGAAGUCACCAAUAGGUAUUCUACUGGAUGCACUGGGCCAGCAGGAAGAGAGUCUGCAAAAGAUCCAGGAAUUCCUGGAGGGAAAACUAAAGGAAGGAUGAGAACUCCACACAGACACACGCCACAGUCCCUGUGUUGUCGUAGGUCCCCUAUCAGCCUCCUUGGCCUCUGACGGAUGGGAAAGCAUUCCUUUGCACACCCCCUUUUAACGUGCAGUCUCAUUGCAUGCAGUCAAUGUUGAAUAGGAAUGAUUGUAAUACAUCUCAGCUUGUUUGAAAACUUCAGCUACAAACCGUAUAGCCUAUUGCACAUGCAGGUGUGUGUGUGUUUAGACUAGAGAACAUGUGUUGAAAACACAAGCGUUAGUUUUACCUCAGGAUAUGUGUUAUUCCACCCAGAACUUGUCAGGGCACUUCUUUCAAGUAGUGAUGUCAGCAACACAAUUGUCUCACAUCCAUGCUAUGCAAACAAGUUGCAAAUGAGUCUUCCCUGUUGAAUGUAUUUGUGUGUGUAGGUGGGCAAAUGUUUCCAAAUCCUAUCUGCAAUAUUUAUACAACCUAUUUAUAUUUUGUGACUUUUGUAAAUAUAACAAGUGAAAAUAUUGUGGUGUUAAAAGCAAAACUGUGACCUGACUGAUUGAGGUCACUUGGUUUUAAAAAUAAACGAACAGAACUAUGUUUAUUGUUCCAUGAAUGAAUUCACAAUUAUCUCGCAAAUUAAGCAGUAGGGAAUGAGCUUUUUAAAGUGCUGUGCAUUCCCACUUUUAUUGAUGCAAACAUUGCAAUGUGAAAAUGCUGAUUUGUGGAGAGUAGAACUUUGCUACUAAGCUUUAGUACUUUUCUUAUUGGUCUCAGUCCUCAACAAAGGAUCUGGAGGUGUUUAAUCUAUGCUUAAUUAUUUUCAAUUAAGAGAAACAACAGCCUUGCCUAUGAAUGAGAAAUUGUGAAAUCACUGUAAAUUAUUAGUUGUGAAUUUUUGUUUUUAACAAAUGUUAAAUAAACAUCAUUGCUAAACUA